Messenger RNA from Labrus mixtus (cuckoo wrasse), 3020 nucleotides. RefSeq names its product BMP/retinoic acid-inducible neural-specific protein 3-like. The transcript has 8 exons. The record is from RefSeq and is a predicted model, not a curated record. Bases 496 to 2889 code for a protein of 797 amino acids. Lineage: Eukaryota; Metazoa; Chordata; Actinopteri; Labriformes; Labridae. Gene Ontology annotation, biological process: positive regulation of neuron differentiation; negative regulation of mitotic cell cycle.
AAGCACGCGCUCAUUCAUCCACAGGCUUUCACUGCAGCGGAGGGAAAUAACCGCUCACACGCGACAUUUAUUAGGGCAAAAAAGAAACACGUGCCAAGAAGAAGAGCAACUUUUGGGACCACAUGGGGCUAUAAAAGGAUGCCGCUGAUGCUGCAGGAAUCAACAUUUUGUAUUUGAUCUCUGGAAAUAUUUCUGAGCGCGCGGACAUCCUCAGAAUGAACUCCUCUGCGCGCGUGCCUCCGCUGCUGCAACUUCCCGCCGAGGAGGAGCGGACAGAGGACACCGGGAGGCUGCAGAGGAACCGAGCCCCGAAAUAAAAGUUGUUAGAGAGCACAAAUCAAGUUGAAUUGCGCUUUAAACGGAGGAGUCAUUGCGAAUGAAUGAAUUUGACCGGGUCACUGAACUGGAGUGGAUUAACUCACAGCACUUGCAAGACCGAAAUAGUUCAAUAUAGGAGAAUCAGUCCGGAGAGAAUGAGGUGUCGCUGGGUGAAGCAUGAGCUGUCAGAGGAUCAGUCAUAAGCGGCUGUCUCUGCUAUGGGAGGGGGCGGCUCUUCGCCUCUUGAUCUGCUGCUCCUUGUGGACCUCAUGGCCCGUCGUAUCCGCCUUCGCCGCGGCCGGUGGAGCCGCAGCCGGACAGGGCGACGGCACCCCCGGAUCACUGGGUUGGCUGCUGUCCGAUAAAGGACCCUUUCAGCAGUCCUUGGAGUUCACGGAGGCUGCGGAGAGAUACCAGCAGGGCUUUAGCACCAGAUACAAGAUCUACAGGGAGUUUGGUCGAUGGAAGGUCAACAGCCUGGCGGUGGAGAAGAGGGACAAUCUUGGUGGCAGUGGAGGCCUCGCUCUGCCCCUCGACCCCGACUUCAUGCACACCAUCCGGCAGCUGGGGAGGCGUCCAACCCUCCAGAUGAUCACAGAGAGUCUAAUCAAGAAAUAUGGCACCCACUUCCUCCUCUCGGCCACUCUUGGAGGGGAGGAGUCUUUGACAAUAUUUGUGGACAAGAGGAAGCUCAGCCAAGAGUCCUCGUCCUCUGGAGUCGAGGCCGGGCAUAGCAGCACAAGGAACUCAAACAGUACGGGCACGGUGACCCUGGAGGCUCUCCACCAGCUGGCUGCUUCCUACUUCACCGACAGAGAGAGCACCCUGAGACGGCUACACCACCUCCAGAUUGCAUCCACCGCCAUACGGGUGACAGAAACCAGAACUGGGCCGCUUGGUUGCAGCAACUACGACAAUCUGGACACAGUCAGCUCUGUCCUAGUUCACAGUCCAGAAAACAAGGUCCAUCUACAAGGGCUGCAGGUCAUCCUGCCGGGCUACCUGCAGAGCCGCUUCAUUCAGGCAGCACUCGACUACAUCGGCUGUAAAUCAGAGGGUCGGUUUGUGUGUCAGAGCAGCGACUGCUGGUGUGAGUGCAGCGUAGACUAUCCUCAGUGUAACUGUCCUCACGCUGAUUUAGACACUCUCGAAAACAACCUGCGACGCAUCACAGACUCCUGGAGACUGACCAACCAGGAGUUUGAGGAAUCAGAAGAGUUUCAGAGCUUUGUUGGGAAACUGCCAACCCAUUACGCCGUAAACACAUCUGUUGUGGAACACUUGUGGAGGAUGGACCCCAGCUUGUCCCAGCGCUACAGGCAGCUGGAGACUAGCAGCGACCAGCUUCUCACCAAAGCCCGCCGCACUGCUAACAAGCUCUUCAGCCUCAGCAAGAGGUGUCGAAAACAGCCCAAAGUCGUCCUGCAGAGGCCGAGGCCUCUGCCCUUCUGGCUGAGCUACGCGCUCUCCAUCUUAUACUGUAGUGAGAAUAACCAGGUGGGUGUGUUCAGUGACGAGAGCCGCAGCUGCUCCUGCCCGUACAACCACCCGCCCUGCCAGGCCCUAAUCCCCUGCUCUGUGGGCGAUGGUCCCCGCUGUGCCUCCUGCUCCACAGAAAACCGCACAAGAUGCUCCAGCUGCAACCCCAGCUUCACGCUGACCCAGGGAGCCUGCCGGCCUGCCGUGCCCGACCCGACAGACCCUUACCUGGGCUUGGAGAGCGACCGAGACUUGCAGGAUCUGGAGCUGCGCUAUCUGCUACAGCGGCGUGAUCCUCGCAUCACUCUGCAUGCUGUGUUUGUGAGCAACGAUGUGCGUGUUAACACUUGGUUUGACCCAUCCUGGAGGAAAAGAAUGUUGCUCACCCUCAAGAGCAACCGGGUAAAGUCUAACCGUGUUCAUAUGCUGCUCGGACUAGCCCUGCAGUUCUGCCUCACUAGAAACAGCACGCUUGAGCCGGCAAUGUCUCUGUUUGUGAAUCCCUUUGGGGGCAGUCAUUCAGAAAGCUGGACCAUGCCUAUAGGUCAGCACGGAUACCCAGACUGGGAGCGGAGCAAGCUGGAUAUCCCUUUGGACUGCUAUAACUGGACGUUGACUCUGGGAAACAGAUGGAAGAGCUUUUUUGAGACUGUUCAUUUCUACCUGCGGAGUCGUAUCAGAGACUCUGUGGGAGUAACUGGAGGAAACAAGAACAUGACUGUGUACUACGAGCCUCUGGAGGCAACAGAACCAUCCAGCAACAUCGGCUACAUGAAAGUAAACAGCAUGCAGCUAUUUGGAUACAGCGUGCACUUUGACCCAGAGGCCAUCCAGGACCUGAUUCUGCAGAUAGACUACCCAUACACUCAGGGAUCACAGGACUCGGCGUUGCUGCAGCUAGUGGAGCUGCGUUACAGAGUAAACCGCCUCUCGCCUCCGGGAGCCCCGCACGUGGAUCUGUUUGCCUGUCUACUCCGCCACAGACUCAAACUGUCGAGUCAAGACGUGAGCAGGAUACUCACUGCCCUGCAGGCGUUCAGUUCCAGACAACCAAACCAUUUAGAGUAUGAGGCUAAUAAACUGUGCAGCUAAUGGACUGUUUGAUGUUUUGUACUAUGAGGCCUGUAUCUUUUGUCAGCUGGAUCCAUUUGUGUCAAGUGUGUGUGUGUUGUUCAAAGCUUUCUUGUACAUAGACUGUGCAAUUAAAUUAGAUGUUUUUAUCA